AUGUCGGAAACAAAGGCGAAGUUAUGCCUUUUGGCUCAACCUUCCGCUGAAAUCCGUUUCGUCAACAGUAAACCUACGCUCAUCCAGCCCACCGGCGUCUGGAAGGAUGGCUGCUCCAAGCACCAGAAGCCAUGGCCAAAGUCUAACAGGCAGCGAGUUGAGAUCGAGGUACCUCAAUGA
Messenger RNA from Fusarium venenatum, 180 nucleotides. The record is from RefSeq and is a predicted model, not a curated record. Lineage: Eukaryota; Fungi; Ascomycota; Sordariomycetes; Hypocreales; Nectriaceae.